Zasmidium cellare ATCC 36951 is the source of this 672-nucleotide messenger RNA. RefSeq lists its product as uncharacterized. Lineage: Eukaryota; Fungi; Ascomycota; Dothideomycetes; Mycosphaerellales; Mycosphaerellaceae. The record is from RefSeq and is a predicted model, not a curated record. Bases 1 to 672 code for a protein of 223 amino acids. The transcript has 3 exons.
AUGGGCAGACUACAGCGCGAAGAUACGGGAUGGGUUGACGAGCAUCUACCAGAUUGGCGAAACGCAAUCUACACCGUAGACAAUACCAGCUAUCCUCUUUCUACACCCCACAAUAAAGGAAGAGAGGCGAAUGCAUAUUUGCUCUACAUCAUCCAACACUACGACCGCCUGCCAGCCAUUAUCGCGUUCCUGCAUUCGCAUCGAGAUGGAUAUCCUGUGGGCUGGCACACCGAUGUCCCCGGGUAUGACAAUGUCCUUGCGAUGCAGACCCUACGAAUCGAUGCUGUGAAACAUUAUGGAUACGUGAAUUUGCGCUGUAACUGGAUUCCGGGGUGUCCUGAUGAAGUCCGACCACUCUCCAGCGCACACAACAAUCCCAACAACGUCCAGUGUCAGAUGCCGCUCGUAUGGCGUCACUUCUUCGGCGAGCUCAGCGAUGUACCCGAUGUCAUUGCGACGCCCUGCUGUGCUCAAUUUGUUGUCUCUAGGGAGCAGGUGUGGAAACGACCUUUGGAGGACUAUAAACGGUAUCAUCAAUGGCUCAUGGACACCUCGCUCAACGAUGAUAUUAGCGGCCGAAUUCUCGAGUACCUCUGGCAUAUCAUCUUUGGCAUGGACCCAGUACAUUGCCCCGAUAUGAACCAAUGCUACCGGGACGUUUACGGCCGCUGA